AUGAUGGCGUUCAUUCGUUCGCUCGUGUUUUAUCAACCGUGUGAUGACGACUGUAAGCCGCUUGGACUGAUUUCCACUCAUUCGAUGGAAUCGAAUCCAGGUGAGUCGAACGGCUCCAUUGGCUCACUCGGCCGUCACCUUAGAAGUGGUUAUGUCUUGAUCACAAUCGAAGACGAGUUUUUUCGUAAAGACAAAAACCUGUUGUGA
Angiostrongylus costaricensis is the source of this 207-nucleotide messenger RNA. NCBI's taxonomy places the organism in Eukaryota, Metazoa, Nematoda, Chromadorea, Rhabditida, Metastrongylidae. The record is from the annotation of a GenBank genome assembly.